Sus scrofa (pig) is the source of this 8057-nucleotide messenger RNA. It is a transcript of the gene CDKN2B, whose product is annotated as cyclin dependent kinase inhibitor 2B. Gene Ontology annotation, cellular component: nucleus; cytoplasm. Gene Ontology annotation, biological process: regulation of G1/S transition of mitotic cell cycle; negative regulation of cell population proliferation; regulation of cyclin-dependent protein serine/threonine kinase activity. Gene Ontology annotation, molecular function: protein kinase binding; cyclin-dependent protein serine/threonine kinase inhibitor activity. Lineage: Eukaryota; Metazoa; Chordata; Mammalia; Artiodactyla; Suidae. The record is from RefSeq and is a predicted model, not a curated record.
GGAAACUGAGGCACAGAAAUGUUAUGUAACUUUCCCAUUGUCAGAGAGUGAAACAAUAGUAGCCUGAGGAUUCAUACUCCAGCAGCCUGCUUGUACCACCCACGCUUUCUCAAAGCAAGUUACUGAUUAAGAUGGUUAGAUAUACCCAUAAACAGGAACUGUUUAGGUUAAUGGUUUUCAUGAGAUUUCUCAAUCUACUUAAUUCACUACUUAGUAAGCAGCUGGUGUGAAGAAAAUGAACACAACAAUAUGUAUGUGCUAAGAAAGCCAAAGCCACCAUGACCACAUGAAUUUCCUCAGUGGGAUCACUUACCUGUUGGAUCACAGACCACACUUGACCUGGAAUUACACUGACAAUUUUGGUAUGGUUGGAGCUACCCCUGUGGUAAAGAUACUUAAGGGAUUACAUUAUACUCUUAAUUUUACUUUUCCUCUAAGUCUCUGGCAAUGAGAUACAUAGCUACUAGAAAGGAAAGGUGAGGAGGAAACUGUCAGCUGAUAGAGCAGCUCAUCACUGAUUUGUUUUAGAGCCUAGAGUGCACUCACCUCAGCCCCUCCUCCUUUUUCCUCCACAAAGGUCCCUCUCCUUCCAGAAAAUUCCUCCUCCCCAAGCCAAGGACUGAUAAGGAAUGAGGCCAGAACAGCUGGUGCCUUGUUGUCUCAAGUGGAUUUUUGACAUGGUUAAGAUUUUUCAGCCUGGGUAACACUCAUUGAGCUUAUUAUGCCCCUCAUAACAAUAAGCCUCUUUAGGUACCUUCUCCCUGUUAAGAGGAGUGGGGUAGGGUGAGGUGGGGAACAUAUAAUAAGAAUCAGGUUCUCUCUCUCUCUGUCUCUAUUUCUCUCUAUCUAUCCCCUCUCCCAUCUUCAAGUUUAAUGUGGCUCAACCUAUGUUAGACAGGGCAUGACUCCAUUCCAGGAGCUAAAUGAAGGAAGCCAUGUGGUACAACUAAAAGGCAAAGAGAAAAGAACAGCUUAUGAUGGGGGAGCUAAGAGACCCCACCCCGGGCAACACUCCUCUGUGUUAUAAACAUCUAUCUGCCAAGGAGCCAUGAUGAAUGGAAGAUGGAGUCAGAAGGUCCAGAUCCAAGUGCUGCUCACUUCAUGGUCCUGGGAAAGCUCCUUCUCCUGUUGGGACCCCAGUUGUCUCCCUCUUAUAAGGUCAUGAUGAUGGGCAGCGCACGUGUGGCGGAGCUGCUGCUGCUCCAUGGCGCGGACCCCAACUGCGCGGACCCUGCCACCCUCACCCGACCGGUGCACGACGCCGCCCGGGAGGGCUUCCUGGACACUUUGGUGGCUCUCCGCCGAGCCGGGGCGCGGCUGGACGUGCAAGACGCCUGGGGCCGCCUGCCGGUGGAUCUGGCUGAGGAGAGGGGCCACCGUGACGUUGCCCGGUUUCUGCGCGCGGCAGCGGGAGACUGAUGGCGCAAGCACACAACCGCCCACAACGACUUUUCUUUCUAGUUCCCCACCCCUAGUUCAAUGAGGGCUGCAAACAUGGAGCGUGGGAAGUCUUCCUGAGCAACUGGAUUCCCCGCAGGGAAGGAGGGGCAGACAGGGAAAAAAAUGCCUUUUUUUUUUUUUUUUUUUUUUGCUUUUCCUCUAGUUGCACCCCUAGACACUCACUGUGAAGACAAACCAGAGAGGGGCAAAUGGAUUUCAAGGAAGAUCUAGGAGCGGAAUGUGGAACUCUUAGUUUACUUUUCAGGAUUUUCUGGAGAAAAGCGGCAUGUGAAGAAAUCAACGAACGACCCCAGAUGCGGCGAGUUUUACACAGAAAAUGCUGGAGCAGAGUAGGAGGCGGCGGUAAUAUGCGUUCGGGUGAGAGGUAGGUGAUAACGUUCGCCAUGUUGACCUCAAUGACCCCUCAGUAAGCCCCCACUACGGGAGUUAGGUCCUGGGGGUAUGAGGGAAAAAAGCUGAAGACCGAGGACCAAAUAAGGACAACGGUUGAUGAGGGCGUCAGUGGACACCCAACACUUUCUUUUUGUGCUGUGCGGCUAGGAAAAGUCACGUGCAAAACUGCUACUUACUGGAAACCUGGAGACUCGCGUCCAGCUCCACCGGAGAGUGACUGGGAAGAGAGGAUCCUGGAACUUCGAAUUUGCCCACUUAUUCUUAAGUUUCCAUGGUCGAGGUGGUGCUAAACAGCUCUCCAGAGAACUGUUUGCUGUUUUUCAAUCCUGGUGAAAUUCCUGUGCUUUCCAGAGGUCCGCGCGCAGACUGAAGUGGAUUGUAGCGAGAGCAACUGUUGACAGACUGUUAACUGCAAAGAUUUGUUUUAUCUAUAUAGGAUAGGAUACAGAAAGCCGCCUGUGAAUUACCACUUGAAAAGAUUUCAUGAUAUUUUGUAAAUUGUUCUUCAGUAACAGUUUUACCUAAUAUUUAAGACUUACUUAAGACUUUAAAUAACAAAGUAACUUGUGGCCCUGUGGGAAAGAGGGGAGGACGAACUACAGCUUUUAUAUGAAGAUAUGUCACAGUGCCAACGCCCAGAUUACUUUCAUCCUUAACCUAUUUAUUUCUUUGUUAAAUUUUCUCUUUCCUUUACUAGAGUAUCUCAGUAUAAAAGAAAUAUGAAACAUUACAAACGUAUUUUAGAAAAUCGAUGCACUUACCCUGUAAAUUAUCUUGCGAUAUUUCCAAAGAGUUGCUGAAAGAGUAAAUUGAAUAUAAAACUGUUGAAAAAAGAUGAUGGUUCAUUGAAUAUCAUAAUAUUUGCUGGAAAAACUAAAGGCACACUGUUUGGAAAUUUAAUUUCCAGUGUUGCUUGAUUCAUUACAGCAUUGUAAUGAGUCAUUCUUCACUGCUUUCAUUUUUUUCUUUAUGGCCAUGCCCUUGGCAAAUGGAAGUUUCCAGGCCAGUCAGGGACUGAAUUAUACAUGUGUGUGUGUGUAUACAUACAUACUAGGACAUUACAUUAUCAUUAAACAUAUAUACAUAUAUAACAGUACAUUAUACAUUAUACAUUAUUGGAAGUUAAAUAGCACCUGGUUGCACUGAAAUAGUAAUUUAUGUGUGCAUGUAAAAGUAAAUUCAGAUUUCAAAUCCACCUGGUAGGCAGGUUUGACUGGUGUGUUUUAUCAGCAGCACAAGUAUAUAUACUGUUAAAUUUGUUAAAGAUUUCACUUUGAAGUACACAUGCAAAUAAAUACAGUUCUAUAUACAUGAGUCCUUCUUCUGGCUCCAUUGUACAAAUACAAGAAAUACAUACAUAUUAAUUUCUGUAUCUAAGUCUAAAAUAUUACCAAGGUUUGUAGAAAUCUUACAACCUGAUCAUUGCAAGAUCUGGAAGUGAGAUAAACUCAGAAUUCAAUAAUAUAUUCAUUUGGCCUCACUUUCAUAUUUUCUUUUUCAGCUGAGAGAAUGGAUGAGAAAACAAGGAUGAUUUACUAUGAAAGUGUAAUCCAUUUAAAAUGUUCUGUGUUCCAAUGGCUAAAGUUAGUAAUUUCAGAUAUAAGAAAUGAAAUAGGCUCAAACAGAGAGCUCAAGAUUCAUGCAGCUCCAGGAAGUUGUGUUCAUAGGAAUGCAUUUAUAUUUUAUUUCUGCAUUAUGACAAAAACAAUAGGAAUGUGGUGUCCAGGACCAAAUUAGUUCAUUUUAUGAAGCUAGGUAACUGACCAUCAGCAAAUAAAUAAAACCAAUUUAACUUACACUUAUGCUGAGAUUCUAUAUUACCCUUCCUUUAUGGGAAAUGUUAAAAACAAACAACAUGUAUGUUAAUAAGCAAUAGCCAAUAGGGAUUUUUUUUAACCACCUCUGUAAUUCUCUCUCAGUUGUUUCAAAAAACAAAAGAUAUGCUUUUUUUCCUUUUAUGCUUUGCCAGAGGAUGAUUAUUUUUAUAAGGUAUAAUUUUUGCCACUCUAAACCCCCCCAAAAAUGCAAAAAUGAUAAAAAUCAUCUUGGAAGCACUCUUGUGGAUUACCUUCUGAAACAUGCAAAAGCUGGUGUCAUCUACAGUAUAUAAGGUCUGCUUUCAUGUUGAUGUCAGCUGCUAACCAAAAUCUAACAUGAUCACUAGGUUUUCACUAUUAGCAAACUAUUUCAUUAUCUUGUGAAAACUUGAAGGAUUAAUUUUAGUCUGGUGUAAUUUCACAGUGUUCAAUUACCAAGCUAAAAAUUAAGACAGGAGGUGAAGAGAACACACAUAGGAAAAUAAGAACAUUUUAAUUUUAGAAAUUACUUGAAGGAGCAGCAAGUUGAAUCACAAUACUUCCAAUAUCUUCUCCUGUUGUAUUUUUAAUCCCAGGGAAGAAAGAAUGAGGAAGGAGAAAUUAAGACAAUUAAAAGGUAGAAGACCUGUGUUCUGGUAUUGGCUCUUCAGCUAAUUCAAUAUAUGACCUAAGUUAUGUGACAUUGAUUAGCUUCAAUUUCCUCAUCUAUAAAAGAUGGGAAUUGGUCUAGAUUAUUUUUAAGUCCCUACUAUCACUAAAGUUUUAUCCCUUUAUAAAUUCAUUACACACAUGACUUGUAAGGGGGUCUUAUAUUUUCUUGGUAAUGAUUUUGUCAUGGUCUGAGCCAAGAAAAGCUACUUUAUGGAAUGGGGAGAAGGGAUUCUGUAGCCCAGUUAGUUGAAAAAUUACCGACAAGUUUGUUAUAACUAGCACAGAAAAGAUGCUUUGCAAAAUAGUUUAAAGUUCUUUCUUACUUCAUCUUUCCUCUGAUUUUUUUUCCAUUGCAUUUUGCAUUUCUCUCAUGUCACUCAGAGCCACUAAAAGAAUACACUUCUUUAAGUGAGAGAAAUGAGUAGACCCAAUGAAUUUAUUAAAACAAUACUGAAGUAGGUAAUUACAAACUAAAAUAAAUUCUCUGAAAGAAAUGUUUUUUAAGUAAGCAUAUAACAUAUGGUUCUGACCUAAAUGAGGCUUGCAUAGGAAAUAGAACUAGUUGGGGAUAGUAGAUGUAAGAGAACUUGCAAAGGCAUGAGAAUGCUAAAAUAUGUAGAAAAGUCAUUAGAAGAUGAAUAACUCUGUAAAUAGCUAUUGUGGAUUCUACAGACCCAUUUCAAAAGGUCUGUACUUUCUGGUUUGUUUCUAUUGAAUUCUGUGAAAUUUUAGGUCCCUAAAUGUUGCCUGGGUGAUAGUAGGAACCAGCUGGUCAGGAAAGAGCUCUGUACCACCUAAAUAUAUACAAGUCAGCCAUUUCAGGAAAGCAGAGAAUGAGAUGAAAAGAAAGCAACUUUGCUAUAAAACAGAAAUUGUCAAAACAUUGUAAAUCAACUAUAAUAAAUUUUAAAAAAGAAGAAAGCAACAAGAAUAGAAGGAGAAGCAUGGUGUUUUGUGGAAGACAAAACAAUAGUUCAAUGGAAUUAAUCAAAUCAAACCAAAACAGUUUACCGUCUACAUGCUGGUAGUAUUUGUGAAAUAUUUCCAGGCCUAAAAUAAUGGGAAUCUGCUUAUUUCCUACUGUCUCAAUUUUCUGUAAUACUUUUCUUAAAAUCAGCCUUUACAAAUGGUAGGAGUCCCUUUUGGCCUCUUGAAUUCCUCACUCAGACUUUAAUAUCAUUCCUUGCAUAAAGAAAGAGAAUACUUUAUGGACAUGAUAACUUUUAUAUCAUUCCUUUAUUAAUUACAUAAUAAAGGAAAUUUUGCUUUGAAGCCAGUGCUGCUAAUGAAAUAAUAUGUAACUGGCAUGGAUUACAUAUUGAGCACAGUAAAAUUAAUCAACAUAUAUGUCAUAACUAAGCACCCAAUCCCGAUUUUCUAAUUUGAAGUUUGAAAUCAAUAUAAACCAAAGAAUUUUUGGGGAGAGGGGAACUAUGAGAGAUCAUCUCAUGCUAACUUACAGACAUCUACAUUUUACUGGAAGUUUACAAAGGAACCCCAAACAUCUAAUCCUCUACCCAUUUAGAAGCCCCUGACAUUAGACCUCCAAUAGAUCUAUAGAGUCAAUGCUGGUAUAUAAAAUAUUUUACAACAGAGUAAAAGUGAAAACUUUAAGACCAAUAACAGUAAUUGAACCAUGCUUCAUUUCCCUUUCAAAUUUGGCCUCCUCCCAAAAUUAAUAAUCUUUGUCUAUCUUCUCCUAAUUAUACUUUAUAUUAUGACAGGGUUGGUGCUACUUUCUUUGAAACUCUUCUUGUGCGACCUCUGUGUCUCCAUUUCAUUUUAAAUAAACUUCUACUUUCUUAUUCCUUCACAAAGGUUUUCACCCCUUUACCUUAGCUGAAAAAUGGGUCCCUCUCAGAAUUCCACUUUCAUUAUGGUCUAUCCCAGGAGAUUGGCUCUAGUUUCCUGUGCUACACUGUAGGACCUUACUGUCUAUCUAUUCUAAGUGUAAUAUUUUGCAUCUAUUAACCCCAAACUCCCCAAACAUCUCUCUCCCUUCCCCCUCUCCCUUGGCAACCACAAUCUGUUUUCCAUGUCUGAGUCUUUAAAUGGAAGAAUAUAAUGUCAUCCCCUUUCCAGGGAAAAAUUACAUGACAUUUCAUUUUACAUUCUCCUACAGGCAUUUACUAUAUCUAUACAAUGAUGGUGCUGUCCCCACCAGUCAUUUGUGACCAGCAUAUAAGGAAGUGGUUCUCAACCCUGACUCUCAAUCACUCCUGUUCUAAAUAUUGAAUUCACUGACCAAAUUCAGGACUACAAAAUUAGAAUCUCUAGAUUUGGAGCCCAAAAUUUCUGUAGUUCUUACUUUAAAAUUCAUAUGCAUGGUAAACUUUCAAAUAGUACAGAAAAUAAACAGAAUUACAGAAAAAUCUCCUGAAAACUCCCUACCCAUUAUUGUCACUAUCCAGGAGUAACCACUAUUUUUUUAAUUUUAAAAUUUCCAUAAAUAUAGGUAUAUAUAAUUGUAAACGCCCCUGCCCCAACACACACAUUGAGAAAACAAAUAGGAUUAUGCUACUCUGCAACUUGUUUCCCUUGGUAGUACAUCUUUGACAACUUGCAUUAGGACAUACAGAUGUGUUUAAUUUUUUGUAUAACUGCAUAGUUUUAUAUUUUAUGGAUGAACUCCAAUUUUUAAAAACCAGUCUCCUAUUGACAAACAUGUAAAUUAUUUCCAUUUUUUCCCCUUUUGCUACUACAUAUGAUGCUAUAAAGAACCUUUUUUUCAUCCUUAUAUAAGCAAUCUGUAGCAAUUUACAGGAGUGACAUUGUUCAGGCUAAAGGCACGUCUCUUUCUCUCACACACAAAACACACACAUACAAUGUAUGUCUGCACAUAUCUAUGUAUGUAAAAUUUUUCCAUACUUAUGCGUGUAUAUCUUCAAUAACAUAUCCACAUAUGGAAGCACUAGUCCAGGCACUGGGAACAGAGACAUGAAAGGUUCUAUUUCAGAAAUUUGGUUUCCAAACCUCUGCUCUGCCCACAGAGUCAGGGGCAUGUUUUCAUACUUACAUAAUUCCACUUAUAGGAGUGGAAUUGCUGAGUCGAAGGGUAAUGCAUACAUGCAUACAUAUGUAAUAUUCAUUGCUAUACAUAUAUAUAUGCACACACUGCAUAUAUAAUAUAUAUUUCCAUACAUAUAUUUAUGUGUGUAUAUAUUUGCAUAAUUAUGUAGGUUCUAGGAGUGGAAUUGCUGAGUCAAAGGGUAUGUAUACGCACAUACAGUUUUGAUAAGUACUGCAAAGUUGCCUCUCAAAAUGAAUGCCCCAAGUUACAAUAGUAUAUAAGAAUGAUUAUUUUCUCACAACUUUGCUAAUGUUAUCACUCCUUUUAUUUUUGCCACACAUAUAGGUAUAUGUCAGCAUUUUUUGUUACAUUUCUUUACUAAUGAGUAAAACAAUAUAUUUUCCUAAUUUUGGCCAUUUGACUAUUUGUAUAUCACUUAGCCAUCAUAUUAUUUGCUAAUUUUUCCAAAAGGUAUUUUUUUCUCAUUUAUGUAUUUAUUUACAUAUUCUAGAGGUUGAUGUUUUGUUAUAUAUGUCCAAAUAAUAGUUUAUUUAUCUUACAGUGUCUUUUGUCUUAUACCUUUGGAGCUUUCAGUUUGAGCAUGUGCAAUAUUUAAGGAAAUUUCUCACAGAAUUUUGAUAAUCAAGGGAUAUCUGAAGGAAAAAGCCAAUGUCCUGGAAUGUCAGGGCUGGAGGUUGGGUGGGGUGGCACAGACAAGGAAUGUU